Fomitiporia mediterranea MF3/22 is the source of this 2185-nucleotide messenger RNA. RefSeq names its product WD40 repeat-like protein. The record is from RefSeq and is a predicted model, not a curated record. NCBI's taxonomy places the organism in Eukaryota, Fungi, Basidiomycota, Agaricomycetes, Hymenochaetales, Hymenochaetaceae. Gene Ontology annotation, cellular component: cortical actin cytoskeleton. Bases 132 to 1949 code for a protein of 605 amino acids. The transcript has 16 exons. Gene Ontology annotation, biological process: actin filament depolymerization; positive regulation of actin filament depolymerization. Gene Ontology annotation, molecular function: actin filament binding.
ACCUCAAGUGUCCACCCGUAUUACAUUUUGAAGCGUCUCCAUAACGGACAAAAGUGCUCUGUAAUCAGCAGGAUUCGGAAAUAACAGAAUCACUCCAGAUCAGCUCUCAUCUACAACGCGACAGGACCGCGAUGGCACCCCCUCUAUUCACUCUCACGUCCUUGUUUCCUGCCAACCCGAAUACCGAUCGAGGCGCAUCAACAAAGCUUCACAUCAGCAAGGAUAAUAAGCUAAUAUAUGCUAAUGGGAGAACCGUGAUUAUUCGUGAUCUUAAGAAUCCAUCGGCUGCAAAAGCGUAUUCCGGUCACUCUCGGAAUGUUACUGUCGCAAGAUUCUCUCCCUCUGGGUAUUACUGCGCCUCUGCAGAUACGGCUGGUACAGUUAGAGUAUGGGACACACUAGGGGAAGAAAAUAUCCUAAAACGUGAAGUACCCGCUAUUAGUGGAAAGGUGAAUGAUCUGGCUUGGGAUGGAGACAGCCAACGCAUUAUUGCUGUUGGAGAUGGCAGGGAAACCUUUGGUAAAGCUUUCAUGGUCGAGACGGGAUCUUCUACUGGAGAGAUCGCUGGACAUACGAAGGUGAUCAACGCCGUAUCCAUCCGACAUCAACGACCGUUCCGCGCAGUUACUGCAUCCGAUGAUUGUACUAUUGUCUUUCAUACAGGCGUCCCAUUCAAGUACGAAAAAACCAUAAAGACACAUACAAAAUUCGUACAGGACGUCAGAUACUCGGCAAAUGGAGACCACUUUGCUAGCGUUGGUUCCGAUAGUAAAGUUUUCUUGUAUGAGGGGAAGACUGGAGAACCGCUUGGGGAGUGUAGUGGAGAAGUGCAUAAGGGUAGCAUUAUGGCAGCGAGUUGGAGUCCUGAUAGCAAGAAUCUUGCUACGUCUUCCUUGGAUGGAACCGUCAAAUUGUGGGAUGUCGAGAGAAAGUUAACGGUUCAAACAUGGACAGUCGGUACAGGCGUGCAAAAUCAGCAAGUCGGGAAUGCAUGGGGUCCUGAAGGGGACAUAGUAUCACUCUCCAUGUCAGGCAUUGUCAACGUCUUUGACCAGCGAAAGGGCGAUGGACCUGCCCAUUUGCUCAUCGGCCCACAAAAAACCAUUACAGCUGCGACGCUCACAGCGUCCGGAACAUUUAUUGCCGGCACGGCGGAUGGUAGACUCCUUUCAUACGAUAUUGCAAACGGUGAUGCUCAAGUUGUAUCCGGUACUGGUCACUUGAGUCUCGUGACCAGCAUUGUUAGCGCUGGAGAGAACACGUACAGUGUCGGAAUCGACAAUGCACUGAAGGAAAUCAGCCCAGAUGCGAAGAGCAUGACCGAAGCUUCAACGAAUUUGCAAUCACAAGCAAAAGCUCUGGCGUUAUCGGAUGAAGGGACGACGUUUGUCUCCGAAGCGGAUAAAAUUGAAGGAUUCCGGUCCAACCAGCGUGUUGCACAGCUUCCCGUGAAAUACCAGGCGAAUGGUAUUGCAAGCACCGGAAAACUCGUUGCGGUCGGAGGAGGGGACAACAAAAUCCAUCUCUAUUCAUGGAACGGGAAAGAGUUGAAAGAAGACGGUGUCCUCGAGACUCCGCGCGGACCUGCUCUCACAUUGGCGUUCUCGCCCGAUGGGAAGCUUCUAGUGUCCGGAGACGCAACUGGAAAGAUCAUUUUGUUUGACGUCACAGAAAAGAAGGCCAUCGAAUCUCGAUGGACAAAUCACGCUUCGCGCGUCAACUCGCUCGUUUGGGCACCUACGGGGACGCACAUUGCCUCAGGCUCGCUCGACACGCACGUUUUCGUCUGGUCUGUUGCCAAUCCGUUGACGAACGUGCCGAUUCGGCACGCAGGACCUGGUGGCGUCAAUGCCGUGGCAUGGCUUGAAGCUUCCAAGGAUAAGGGCAAAUUAGCUACCGCGGGUGCCGAUGGCUGCGUGCGCAUAUGGGAGGUGAUACUGCAGGCAUGAAAGUUGACAAGGAUGACGUUCUUGAGUUUGAUCGAUAUACGUGUACGUAGACGGCCGCCGCCACGAAGUAGGAAAGCUUAGGGUAAGGGCAUGGAAGAAAGAGAAUACGAAAGUUUAGCUGAAAAUGAGGACAUUGAACACAAUGUAUAGUACGUGUAAUAGUGGGUUUAUGUAAGUUCCGGCUCAGAACUCCCUAGCGAGAAGAACCGAUCGGCCACAUGAAUUGAGUGAUAAUU